Molecule: messenger RNA, 1764 nt
Organism: Penicillium coprophilum
Lineage: Eukaryota; Fungi; Ascomycota; Eurotiomycetes; Eurotiales; Aspergillaceae
Product: Malic enzyme NAD-binding
Exons: 7
Coding region: 1-1764 (587 amino acids)
Biological process (GO): pyruvate metabolic process; malate metabolic process
Cellular component (GO): mitochondrion
Molecular function (GO): malate dehydrogenase (decarboxylating) (NAD+) activity; NAD binding
Source: RefSeq, a predicted model, not a curated record
AUGGCAACCUCCAAAUUCCACGAUCUACCCCGCGUCGCAGGCCCAUUGACCUGCCCGUACAAGGGAACAUCGCUCCUCAAAUCAUCUCAAUUUAACAAAGGAUCCGCCUUUCCAGAACAUGAGAGAACAAAGUUCAAGCUCCACAGUCUGCUCCCGCCAAACAUCCAGACACUGGAUGAGCAGGUCCAGCGCGCUUAUCAGCAGUAUCAAAGCAGAGCAGAUGAUCUAGCCAAAAACACCUUCCUGGCGAGUAUGAAGGCGCAGAAUGAAGUGCUGUACUACAAGCUCGUGCAAACCCAUCUCAAGGAGAUGUUCAGUGUGAUCUAUACACCUACGGAAGGAGAUGCGAUUGAGAAUUACUCGCGAUUAUUUAGGAAGCCGGAGGGGUGCUUUUUGAAUAUCAAUGAUCAAGAUCACUUUGACGAGUAUCUCGCUGGGUUUGGGACUAAGGAGGAUGUGGAUUACAUUGUUGUCAGUGAUGGGGAAGAGGUACAUACAUCACUGCUGGAGGUUGAAUUAGCAUUGGAGACCAAGGUGUGGGCGCUAUUCUCAUAUCGGUUGCGAAACUGGUUAUUACCACGCUCUGUGCUGGAAUCCAUCCUUCGCGACAGCUCCCGGUUGUACUGGAUUGCGGGACAGAUGCCUCCGACAGCGUCGGGUCAGGGGGAGAAAUACGACGAAUUUGUGGAUAAGUUCGUCAAGGCUGCUCGCAAACAAUUUCCCAAGGCUUAUAUUCACUUCGAGGACUUCGGGCUCAAUAAUGCACGGAGAAUACUCGAUAGGUAUCAGUCACAGAUACCUUGUUUCAAUGACGACAUCCAGGGCACAGGGUGUGUUACGCUCGCCGCCAUGUUGGCUGCACUUCAAGUCAGCCAAGUUAAAUUGGAAGAUGUGCGAGUAGUGAUCUUCGGCUCAGGAACGGCUGGUAUUGGCAUUGCCGACCAAAUUUCAGAUACCAUCGCCACAGAGACACGAAAGUCAAAAGACGAAGCCUCUAAGCAGAUAUGGUACGUGACAAUGAGUGAUAUGGAAGAUGAAAUCCCCACUCACAGUGUUCAUUCAUCCAGGUGCAUCGACAAGCCCGGUCUCCUUGUAAAGUCCCUUGGUGAUAAGUUGACCGAAGGCCAAAAAUCUUUCGCGCGAAAUGACGACCAGUGGUCGGACAAUGAUCGAGAUCUUCUGUCGGUCGUCAAAAAAGUCCAUCCUCAUGUGCUUAUCGGGACCUCUACCAAGCCCGGAGCAUUCACCGAAGACAUCAUCCGUGAGAUGGCCGACCAUGUAAAACGACCAAUCAUCUUCCCCUUGAGCAAUCCGACACGACUCCACGAGGCGAAGCCCGCUGAUCUCUAUGAAUGGACUGACGGACGAGCCCUCGUUGCCACGGGGAGUCCAUUCCCGCCAGUCACCCAUAACGGCACAGACUAUGAAAUUGCGGAAUGCAACAACUCCACUUGCUUCCCAGGCAUCGGUCUGGGAGCAGUCCUCUCGCAAUGUCGUCUCAUGUCUAAGAAGAUGCUAGUUGCUGCCGUGGAAGCACUCAAAGCGCGGUCACCAGCCCUGAAAGACUCUGCUAAGCCGUUGCUGCCCGAUGUGGAAGAUGUGCGUGAAAUCAGUGUUGAUAUUGCCGCGGCUGUGAUCUCGUGUGCUGUGGAGGAGGGGCUGGCACAGGCUAAAGGCAUCCCUACCGAUGAAUCGGAGCUGCGAGAGUGGAUUCGAAUCCAGAUGUGGGAGGCUGAGUACCGGCCUCUAGUCUAUGAGAAUUAA